Eucalyptus grandis is the source of this 732-nucleotide messenger RNA. Its product is annotated as probable serine/threonine-protein kinase PBL6. The record is from RefSeq and is a predicted model, not a curated record. Gene Ontology annotation, biological process: protein phosphorylation. Lineage: Eukaryota; Viridiplantae; Streptophyta; Magnoliopsida; Myrtales; Myrtaceae. Gene Ontology annotation, molecular function: protein kinase activity; ATP binding; nucleic acid binding. The coding region runs from base 1 to 732 and encodes 243 amino acids. The transcript has 3 exons.
AUGAGGUUAAAUGGGGUCCGAGGAGUUGCGAAUGUAGUGUCCUAUAUGCAUGAUGACUAUUCUUAUCCGUUAAUUCAUCGGGACUUGAUCAGCAACAAUGUUCUAUUAAAUGGUGACUACGAGGCUCAUGUUUCCGAUUUUGGCACCGCCAUAUUGGGAACAAAGGGUAGUGACGGUAUCCUUGUGUUGAAGGGUGUUUUUUGGCCACUCUUCGCGUUUCGCCGCCAACGCAUAUCCCCAGACCAGAUCGUUGAAACAGCUUUCACCCUGGCUAACCUCCAGAUCAAUACUCAACAGCAGGAAUCGACAACUCGAUCCGCUUGGCUAAACCCUAAUCGGACAUGGCUUCCACCGCAGCAAGGCAUGGUGAAGAUUAAUGUGGACGGAGCUUUCCCCACAGCAAAUCAAAUGGGCGCCAUAGCAAGCAUUGCUCGCGAUCACACGGGCAGCUUGAUCGGAGGAGUCACCCGCACUGUCUCAGCAUCCUCUGCUCUCGAGAUGGAGAUCCAAGCUUUAUUAUACACUCUAAAGGAUCUGUUACAGCAACAUCUAACAGAAUCUCACUUGGUGUUGGAGUCCGGCAGCAUCAUUCUUGUGGAAACCCUCAAUCGGUGCCGUCUGCCGCCGUGGGAGUGCCAAGCCCUCUUUGCCGAAAGUGCAGAACUCCUACAAAGCUUCCACAACCUCAACGUGAAGCACUGCUGUCGGGAAGCAAAUGCCCUAGUCGACUAG